Helianthus annuus (common sunflower) is the source of this 764-nucleotide messenger RNA. RefSeq names its product lamin-like protein. Gene Ontology annotation, cellular component: plasma membrane. The record is from RefSeq and is a predicted model, not a curated record. The transcript has 3 exons. Gene Ontology annotation, molecular function: electron transfer activity. The coding region runs from base 77 to 574 and encodes 165 amino acids. Lineage: Eukaryota; Viridiplantae; Streptophyta; Magnoliopsida; Asterales; Asteraceae.
UAAUUGAAGAAACAACACACACAGACUGUAUUCAUUCUAUGCUGGCACUGGCAGUCAGUGGCACCACCACUCAACAAUGUCCACCUCACACCUUACCCAUCUUAUCCUCCUUAUCGCCGCCGUAGCAACCACCGUCUCCGCCACCGAUCACAUUGUCGGCGCCAACCGUGGGUGGAACCCUGGUAUCAACUACACUUUAUGGGCCAACAAUCAUACAUUCUAUGUUGGCGACUUUAUCUCAUUUAGGUAUGUGAAGAAUCAAUACAAUGUGAUCGAGGUAAACAAAACCGGUUACGACAACUGCACACUCGACGGCUAUGUAGGCAACUGGACAAGUGGAAAAGACUUCAUUCUUCUCAACAAGUCGCAACGCUAUUAUUUCAUCUGUGGUACAGGCGGUUGCUUCAACGGUAUGAAAGUCACCAUUCGGGUUCAUCCACUUCCGUCUCCUACGUCUUCCCCAGUCGCUGCUGCCGAGCACUCGGCUUCCUCUGUUGCUGGAAAAUCCGUGUUCGGAGUUUCAUUUAUGGUUCUGGUUUCAUUGAUUUGGUUUGGGUUUGGGGCCAUUUGUUAGUUUGAAAUGUGUGUUGAAUUUAUGCCAUCAAGUUUGUUUAGUUGAUUUGGUUUAAGAUAGAUUGUAUUAUUUUUGUAACUUUUUUUUGCAUGAUCAUCAUGAAGAUUGAUGUUUAGGAAUUAUGAGUGUGAUAACUAUGUUUAUUGGUUAAAUCUUUAAUUUAUGUUAAUCAUUAUGAUAUUGAUGAUCA